Molecule: messenger RNA, 4070 nt
Organism: Kogia breviceps (pygmy sperm whale)
Lineage: Eukaryota; Metazoa; Chordata; Mammalia; Artiodactyla; Physeteridae
Gene: CUL4B
Product: cullin 4B
Biological process (GO): ubiquitin-dependent protein catabolic process; protein ubiquitination; DNA damage response
Cellular component (GO): Cul4B-RING E3 ubiquitin ligase complex
Molecular function (GO): ubiquitin protein ligase binding
Source: RefSeq, a predicted model, not a curated record
CCCCUUCUCCCUCCCCCACCCCACCCCCACUCAAGUCCUGCGGACCUGGGGGCUUCAGGAUCUGGGCGCUAUGAAAAGUGUCUGCUCAGUCACUUCCGGUUUUUCUUCCCCCAAUCCCUCAGCUGCUGCUGCUGCUGCUGCUCAGGAGGUCAGAUCUGCCACUGAUGGUAAUACCAGCACCACUCCGCCCACCUCUGCCAAGAAGAGAAAGUUAAACAGCAGCAGCAGCAGUAGCGGCAGUAACAGUAGUAACGAGAGAGAAGACUUUGAUUCCACCUCUCCCUCCUCUUCCACUCCUUUACAACCCAGGGAUUCGGCAUCCCCUUCAACCUCGUCCUUCUCCUGCCUGGGGGUUUCAGUGGCUGCUCCCAGCCACGUACCGAUACAGAAGAAGCUGCGUUUUGAAGACGCCCUGGAGUUUGUAGGGUUUGAUGCGAAGAUGGCUGAGGAAUCCUCCUCCUCCUCCUCCUCAUCUUCACCAACUGCUGCAACAUCUCAGCAGCAGCAACUUAAAAAUAAGAGUAUAUUAAUCUCUUCUGUGGCUUCGGUGCAUCACGCAAACGGCCUAGCCAAAUCUUCUACCACCGUCUCUAGCUUUGCUAACAGCAAGCCUGGCUCUGCUAAGAAGUUAGUGAUCAAGAACUUUAAAGAUAAGCCUAAAUUACCAGAAAACUACACAGAUGAAACAUGGCAGAAACUGAAAGAAGCAGUGGAAGCUAUUCAGAAUAGUACUUCGAUUAAGUACAAUUUAGAAGAACUCUAUCAGGCUGUGGAAAAUCUCUGUUCUUACAAGAUUUCUGCAAACUUGUACAAACAGCUGAGACAGAUUUGUGAAGAUCACAUCAAAGCACAAAUUCAUCAGUUCAGAGAGGAUUCAUUGGAUAGUGUUCUUUUUCUAAAGAAGAUCGAUAGAUGUUGGCAAAACCAUUGCAGACAAAUGAUCAUGAUCAGGAGCAUUUUUUUGUUUCUGGAUAGGACUUACGUUCUUCAAAAUUCAAUGCUACCCUCCAUUUGGGAUAUGGGACUGGAGUUAUUUAGGGCUCAUAUUAUAAGUGAUCAGAAAGUCCAGAAUAAGACAAUUGAUGGCAUUCUUCUUUUGAUUGAGAGGGAAAGGAAUGGUGAAGCAAUUGAUAGAAGUUUACUCCGAAGCCUUUUAAGCAUGCUCUCUGAUUUGCAAAUUUAUCAGGAUUCUUUUGAACAACGAUUUUUGGAAGAAACUAACCGACUCUACGCAGCUGAAGGCCAAAAAUUAAUGCAGGAAAGAGAGGUUCCUGAAUAUCUUCAUCAUGUUAACAAACGUCUAGAAGAAGAAGCAGACAGACUUAUUACUUACUUAGAUCAGACCACCCAAAAGUCAUUAAUUGCUACUGUGGAAAAACAACUUCUAGGUGAACACUUAACAGCGAUUCUUCAGAAAGGUUUAAAUAACCUCCUUGAUGAAAACCGAAUUCAAGAUUUAUCUCUCCUGUAUCAACUCUUCAGUAGAGUUCGAGGUGGCGUUCAGGUUCUCUUGCAGCAAUGGAUUGAAUACAUUAAGGCAUUUGGUAGCACUAUUGUAAUUAAUCCUGAAAAGGAUAAAACCAUGGUUCAAGAAUUGCUGGAUUUUAAAGAUAAGGUUGAUCAUAUAAUUGAUAUCUGUUUCCUGAAAAAUGAAAAAUUUAUCAACGCCAUGAAAGAAGCAUUUGAAACAUUCAUUAACAAAAGACCAAACAAACCUGCUGAACUUAUAGCUAAGUAUGUAGAUUCAAAGCUUCGUGCAGGCAACAAAGAAGCUACAGAUGAAGAACUUGAGAAAAUGUUGGAUAAGAUUAUGAUUAUAUUUAGAUUUAUCUAUGGCAAGGAUGUUUUUGAGGCCUUCUAUAAGAAAGAUUUAGCCAAGCGCCUGUUAGUUGGGAAGAGUGCAUCUGUGGAUGCUGAAAAAUCAAUGCUGUCCAAACUUAAACAUGAAUGUGGAGCUGCUUUCACCAGCAAACUUGAAGGAAUGUUUAAAGACAUGGAACUUUCUAAAGACAUCAUGAUUCAGUUCAAACAGUAUAUGCAGAACCAGAAUGUACCUGGGAAUAUUGAAUUAACUGUGAAUAUCCUGACGAUGGGUUAUUGGCCAACAUAUGUGCCUAUGGAAGUUCAUUUACCACCAGAGAUGGUAAAACUUCAGGAGAUUUUCAAGACCUUUUACCUAGGCAAACAUAGUGGCAGGAAACUUCAGUGGCAGUCAACCCUAGGACACUGUGUGCUAAAGGCAGAAUUUAAAGAGGGUAAAAAGGAACUCCAGGUCUCUCUUUUUCAAACACUGGUGCUGCUAAUGUUUAAUGAGGGAGAGGAGUUCAGUUUAGAAGAGAUCAAGCAGGCUACUGGAAUAGAGGAUGGAGAGUUAAGAAGAACACUGCAGUCAUUGGCCUGUGGCAAAGCUCGAGUUCUGGCGAAAAAUCCAAAGGGUAAAGAUAUCGAAGAUGGUGACAAGUUCAUUUGUAAUGAUGAUUUCAAGCACAAACUUUUCAGGAUAAAGAUCAAUCAAAUUCAGAUGAAAGAAACGGUUGAGGAACAAGCAAGCACCACAGAAAGAGUAUUUCAAGACAGACAGUAUCAAAUUGAUGCUGCAAUUGUUCGAAUUAUGAAGAUGAGAAAGACACUUAGCCACAAUCUCCUUGUUUCAGAAGUGUACAACCAGUUGAAAUUUCCGGUAAAGCCUGCUGAUCUUAAGAAGAGAAUAGAAUCCUUAAUUGACCGGGACUACAUGGAAAGAGAUAAAGAAAAUCCAAACCAGUACAAUUAUAUUGCAUAAAAUGUUGGCCUUGGAGCAUUUGGUGUCAUAAGCAGUAGCCAGUGGAUAAACUAACCUGUUAUUAUUUGACUUCUUUUAUACUACCAAUGACCAAAUGAAGCAGUGUAAUGGAAAUAGUUGAGUGACUUUUCAGUGGUUAACAUGCCCAUUUAAAGAGUAAUACUUACCUUUAAGAAGAAUGUUGUUGAACUCUUUGCAUGUUAUUUAGUAUGAUGUGCAGAAAACUUAAGAAAGUACCUGGUCUUCAUGAUUCCUAUUUGGAACUGGGGAAGAGGUCCCUAUGGCUAUUAAAAAAAAGAGGAGGAGGGGGGUUCUUAUACACCAUUAAUUAUGAAGCAAAAGGUUUAUUUGCUUAAAAUGUCAUUUAAAGAUACUUAAACUGCAUGCAAACUUUAUUUACUGUACAGAGUUCUGGAUGUAUUUAUCAAAUAGAAAAACCACCCUGGACUUGGUUGUUCACCUGUUUUGUGAUUUCCCUUGAAGAGAAAAAUAAGUUGUCAUAGCUAUUGAUAUUUUACUAAGUAAUGUUCUGUUACACUGAAAGGGAUGUUUUAAAAAUUUUUAUUUGGAAACAAGUUUUCAAGCAGAGGGACGGUUGCUUACAUAGUCUUGUAUACACACAUCCUAAAAUGUUCCCAUGGGAUGUGUGUAUAUGGUUCAGCCCUGAGUUUACUGUGCUGAUUAACAGGUACUUAUAAAAAUAGCUGAAAUAGAAAAUUGCUGGUCAGUUGUACUAGAAGAACAUGGUAGGAGAGAAAAAUCCAACUCUUCCUUCAUAUUAAAAAUGAAUAUAAUAUGAACAUCACAAAAGAGACCAAAACCUAUGUGUUUUGUAACUUUUUACAAGAGCAAAAAUUCAUAAACUAGUUUUCAGCUUCCUUUAGACUUUAAUGUUGUUUGGACAGUUAUGUCUUUAACUUGGACCAAUUGUAGAUUGUUACAGGCUUUCUGGGAUUUAGCAUUCCUAUUUUCUCUACCAAAGUUUUUUAUUGGAAGCACCUCAACUCUCCUUUUUGUUGGCAUAUAAGCAUUUCCUAUCAUCCUUAUUUUAACUUCCUAAAGCCCUAGAUAGAACUAGACCCUUCCUCAUUUCCCCCAUACACCCCCUAGUUGGGAAUUACAAAUUCUGUAUUAUGCUGAUCUUAUUCCUUUCAAAAUUGCUUGAAGAUAAAGAGUUCUCAUAGCCACUGGACACCUGUUUUUCAGGGGAAUGUCCUAGGAUUGUUCAUACAUAGAAAAUAGCAAAAGCAUUGUUUUUCAAAUUGAUAAUGUGAGUAAAAGUCUUCUC